AUCCCCCAACAGGUCUAAAGCCCAAGUUAAGCCCAUGCAAAAAAAGGGGAAAUCAAAGAAUGUACAACAAAUUUUAGAUAGACUAAAAAGAGAGUUGGGGGCAGAGCAAGACUCUGCAACUGUAAGAGCUAAAGCUGGAGAGGGCAAAGUUGAAGUUGGAUCGCAGAUGGAGGAGAACGAAGGCGGCGGUGCUGGUGGUGGUGGGACUGGGACUAGGACCUACAGCCACAUCUGGUGGGCCCUAGCUAGUGCUGCCCAGUUGGGGUGGGCCAUAUCUUCCUUCAAAAGAGGCCACGCCGGCGACUCCCACUUCAUGCCCUUCAAAGCCUUCUCCGUCGCCUCCCUCUUCGUCGGUGCCACCGCAACCGCCGCCGUUUCCGUCCUCCAUGUCUCCGGCAUCCACAAGGUGGAAGACCUCCUGGAAGUGGGUGCAAAUAUAAGAACUGGACUUGGAGUUCGUCCAAGGGCACGAGAUAAAUAAGUUACUUCUCGUAUAUAUAAAUUGGAAUAUUUUUGUUAUUUUUUAGGCAUUGAGUUUUAUUUCUGAGAAUGAUUUUAGCUUUGUCCGGCCAUCUUCUUUGAAGAUCAUUGUCUAUAUUUUUUAAUGAAAACAAAUCCAUUUACAGAGAACGGAUAUCAUGCAUGCGUAAAAGCACACUCAUGGUUACACUUUUCUGUUUCUUUUCAAAGAGAAGCUAGCAGAAGAUUUUUCUAUGUUUAAGAACCGUCCUUGCUUCUCUCAAACCAGAAGUAAUAUGUUGUGUGCUCUUUGUCCAUGAUGAACAAAUGGGUGAGAAAUUUCCUAUAUGCUUGAGUUUCCUUUUCUUUUUCUUAGAUAAUCCUUGAUAACAAGCUUGCUACCACUGAUUACAUUGAGUUAAUAUCUGGAUUUAAAUUCUAUAAGGAUUUAGUGUAAAACCAUAUGGUGACACCCUCCAAUAAUUUUUGCGCAGGAUAAAAAAAUUAGGAUUUAGGUGACAGCGAGAGUAGAAGUAUGUUUGGAGGUAGGUACAUAAAAAGUAGAUGUCGAUUCAAAUGAAUCAUCUUUUCUACGUGGGUAAAUCUUUGCCUACUCGGAAAGAGGAUAGCAAGUUACAAUCAGCCUUCUACUUUUGUCUGCACAACACAUGGGUUGGAAGUUGGGAAGGCCAUCAGUGCACGGUGGGACUCUUUGUAUAGUUUUGUUGGAUAUAAAGUAGGGAUGGUUUUGGCAUGAUGCUUGGAAUGGUAUUGGUCAUUUGGUUCCUUUAUUUCUUAUGCUAUUCUAGCUAGUUGCAAAUAAAGAUGCUAUGAUGUUUGAAAUUUGAAUAUACGGAGGUGAUUUAUGGUAGGGUGCAUUGGAAUCCAUUUGAGGCCUGUUCAAAAUUGGACUAAUUUCUUUGUGGUGGUGUUCUCAGCUUGGAUCAGUAUGGGUAUGGAGGACAAGGUGUUUCAGAAAUUAAAUAAAAAUGGUUGUUUUAGUGCUCAUUUGUAUUAUGAGGCAUUAUAAAGGAACUAAUACGUUUUGGGAAUGUACCAGUGCUCAAAAAUGUUGGUUAGAAUCAGGGGUGUUGAAAAAGCUCUUGUUGGGUCUGUAUAUGCCUUUCAUUGAACUGGUGGGAAAAGCGUUGCAAACACUUCACACGCUGGAUCCAAAGACAUUUUAGGUGGCUAUAUGGAUGUAAUAGAAAUGUUCAAUGGAGAAUAGAGACAAAUCAGCGGGCACAAGCUCCGUUCCAUUGAAAUGGAAGCCACCACCGCCUCAUCAUUUUAAGAUGAACAUGGCACUGACAUCUUUCAUUGCAACCAGCAAAGCGAGCUUUGGGAUUGUUAUUAUAGACAGCAAUGGAGCAGUUAUGGUGGCUUGCAGAGACCAGCUUCCUCUCUGGGUGAUCAACUAUGGAUGGCAGCCUACUUAUCACUAAAAGCCUUGAUGGUUAUUGAGUUUGCAAAUAGCUUCUUGCACUGCUUAACUCAAAGGAACCUUGCCUAUUGGAGAUUACAGAUUUGGUGGAACCUAUUCGAUCUUUUUGUUGCAUUGAUCCUUACUCUAGCAUAGUUGAAUUCAAUUGGGGAAUCUAAAAUAACUAAUUUUGUCAGAGAUAAAGAGCGCCUAUGAGGGUGAUUUUAUUUAUGUGGACUUGUUCUUUUGGAAAGUUACAAUAGAAAAUUUUAUGAA
This is a messenger RNA of Quercus lobata, 2158 nucleotides long. RefSeq lists its product as uncharacterized. The transcript has 2 exons. The coding region runs from base 35 to 481 and encodes 148 amino acids. NCBI's taxonomy places the organism in Eukaryota, Viridiplantae, Streptophyta, Magnoliopsida, Fagales, Fagaceae. The record is from RefSeq and is a predicted model, not a curated record.